CUCAGUUUGCGCGUCUGCAGUCACCGGUUCUGAUUCCACAGAUCCGGAUCCGCUCGCAGAAGCAAGCCACGUAAAGUUGUGAGACUAAUUCUCCUGAUGUGGUGAUUUUUACGCGUCGCCCGCCACGUUCAUGCGGACUUGGCUGAUCAACACGGAGUCUUUUUGAAGCGCAGUUUAUCACCGAGGACUACAGUGUUGUCAUUCAAACACGCUCUCCAGAAGAUACAGUUUCGGAGCUGGCGUCGGAGCCCAAAUGGCGGUGCUCGACUGUUCAUGGCACGGCAGAAGAGCCUGUGAGGACGCAUCAAAAGUGAAGUUGUGAAGUUCCGUGUGAGAUCGAACAACAUCCCUUUAACAAAGAUCCGUCCACAAGGAGACAUGAAGCUCUGGGUGGGACUCUGCACUCUUCUUCUCUGUCCAGUGGUGGACAGCAGGUUGAUCCUUGAGGGCAAUCAGAGAUACGGUCCAACGCCCAUCUAUCUACCUGUCACCUACAAGAUCCUUAACGCUGAGACAGCGUUUUUCCUGCAUGAAGCAAACCAGGAUUUAAUGAGGAACUCCAGCCUGCAGGCCCGCACCGAGUCCUUCUUCAUCCACAAGGCACGGCAGAUGCCCUUCAUCAAUGCUAGCUACGGGCCAUUAUCUGUCCAACAACCAGUCCCUCUGGAGUUACUGCAGCCAAUGCCAGGCCCUUUCAACACGCCGUCCUUCACAGCAUCUUCAGAACCAACAUCUGCCUCGUCACCACCUCCGUUCACGUUCAACUGGAAGGUUCACACCUAUAUUAUCAGUGAAAGGAUUCACCCAAGUUGGCCAAAGGUGCAAGUGCUGUUCUAUAUUGCAGGGAGGGAUUGGAGCGACUACAGUGCCAUCCACAAAAUGCCUUGCAUCUGGAUGUUUGCGUUCCAUGAGACACAAGAGGUGCGGGGGACAUGCAGGCUUAAAGGUGAACUUGGGAUAUGCGUUGCUGAGCUUGAGCCGCUUGCAAGCUGGUUCAGCCCGCCCACUGUCAGGCCAGGACGACAAAGGCUCUCUGAACAGACUCAAGGAACACCAGUGGAGCUCUACUACAUUAUUCAAACGACAAACGGAGGCGAAUGUAACUCUGAAGGAUCAAGGAAAAGCGACCCUAUGCACAGCGAUCAGCCGAGGCCGAUCGGCUACUACGCGGGUCACACGCCGAUGCGGCGCAUUGGAAGUGUCCGACUGUUCCAGCCGCUGUCGGAGCUGAAGCUCGACAAUGAUUUUGUGGUGAUGAUCCCAUCCAAACCCAUCAGACAAAGAGAAACAAUAUCAGCUUUUCUGUCCUUGUCGACUCUUUCAUCAGUCCAAAUCUUUACCCUCAGGGUGAGGCUGAUGGAUGGCCUGGCUUUCCUGGGGGCCAAGGCCACUAACCCAGUGGCGUGGUCAGUGAGUCAGGAUGUCAGAAGUGAAGGUCAUCGAGUCCUCACUCUCCACUGUCGGAGGAAGGAGAACGGCUUUAGUCAAAGAAUGGAGGCUGCAGGCUACCAGAAAGUGCUCCAGGUGGAUCUGGAGGUGAAUGGGAUGAUGGUGACUGAGGGGGGCCGCGUUGUUACGUGGCAGGUGGAAUAUCCACUCACACGGACUCUAUCGACUGAGGUGCAGACUCUGAUUCGCCUGGCACCACAGGACCUGGGCGGCAUUGUGCCACUGGCCAUGGACACAGAGAUCCUCAACACUGCUGUUCUGACCGGACGGACCGUUGCUGUGCCAGUAAAAGUUGUCACUGUGGGAACAGACGGCGCCGUCUCUGAUGUAACAGAAUCUGUGGAGUGCAAGUCAACAGAUGAACAGGUCAUCAAGGUAUCUGAAAGAUGCGACUAUGUGUACGUCAACGGAAGAGAGACAAGAGGAAACAACAAAGUGCUGGUGAACUUCACCUACAGCUUCCUGAGUGCGCAGCUAGAGAUGAGCGUAUGGAUUCCCCAACUGCCCUUGCUCAUCGACGUGGCUGACACUGAACUCAAUCAGGUCAAGGGUUGGAGGGUCCCUCUUUUCACAGGCAACAGGAGGUAUGAAAGAGUCACUGAUAUCACGGAAGAUGCGGAUGCAGCAGAGAGACCUGAAGCCACCUGUGUGGCCCAGUAUCAGAGCACUUCACUGCGCGUGCUCACACAGUUUAUUGCCCAACCCGAGGAAGGCCGAGGUGCAGUGGACGAGGAUGGAGCGGGCCAGAAAAACAUCUUGCUCGGAAGUGACUGGCAGGUGGAAGUCACCCAACUGGUGAAGGACUUCUUAAAGGUGGAGGAUACAAGAUUUGCUGAGCUGCUGAAUGACCACGUCGUAAUUGGACUGAAGGCCGGAACCACCAAACUACAGGUGCUCUCCCCUCUGACGUCGGAGGUCAUGGCCGAGAAGAGCAUCACGGUGGUGGACAAUAAAGUCAGUGUGACAGAGCUUGGGCUGCAGCUGGUGUCUCAACUCUCUCUGUCCAUUCAUCUAAGUCAAGGAAGCAACAGCGCCAUCGUAGCAACAACAACUACCCAGGAGGUCAUUCGUUCACUAAAUCAGGAGUCUCUCAUCAGUGCUUGGCUUCAGUUCAGCGAUGGCUCCACGACGCCGUUGGAAAACUACCACCCUUCUCAUUUUGCCCUCUCAACCAGCACUCUGAAUGAGCAGGUGGUGCAGGUGCAGCGUAAGUCAGCCUGGAGGUGGCCUGUUAUUGUUGCAAAGGGUCAAGGUCAGGGGUCACUUGUGCGUGUUGAAAUGAGCCAGUCAGAACAGUGCCAGAGGGGGAAGCGACGCACCAUCAUCACGACCGGAACGGCAAACGUACGAGUCCUAUUGGGUCAGUCUGAAGAGCAAUACCGUCAACCGGGGGACCGACUUACGCAAUCAGAAUCUCCGAACUAUGGAGGAUCAAUCUCUGACAGUAAUACCGGGACCGUCAAGGGCGGAUCUACACCCGUCAAGAGCUACAGCCCGACAAAGCCUAAUGGCGGUCGUUUGUCAGCAGACAAUGGUUCAAAGAUUGCGAGUGAAUUCGCAAAAUAUCCAGACCAGGCUGAGCUGCCUCGGAGCAGAACCACAAAUGAGGAAUCACCUCCCCGACGUGGUCUGACAGACCUGGAAAUUGGUAUGUACGCCCUGCUGGGAGUCUUCGGCCUGGCUAUUCUGGUUUUUCUCAUUAACUGCAUUUCUUACGCUUAUAAGUAUCGUACCAAGCAGCUCUCCCUGGAAUCCCCAGAGACAAUGCCCCACACUCACGACUGGGUCUGGCUAGGCCAAGAAGAAGGACUGUGCCGGCAGCAGCAGCAGGAAGAUGAGCUCUGCGGUGCCCUGGAGGAAGGUAGUCAUCUAUUAAACGGAGUUAUCCCAAGGGGCUGCACCAGCACGGAAAGUUGUGAUAUAAGGGGACGGGAUCACAAAAAUGAUUCGCCAACGACAAAGAGAAAGCGGGUAAAGUUCACUACUUUUUCAAACAGCAAGUCAAGUAAUGGAUGUCCAGGGCUGAGCCCAUUAGCGCUUAGGCAGACCAGUGAGAUUACAUGGGUUUGUCCGGACAUUAAGCUUGGGGAGUCAGAGGAACUCAGGGAAUUCAAGGAGAAGUUGAACCAGAAUGCAAUUAAGAAUAUUGCAUAGGGGGCGCUGGGUGUUUAAGGGGACUUUGAAGAAACUCACCUGAAUGCCUUCAUACAACAGAGGGAGCGACAGCCGGAGAGAAGUGAGGACUGCACUGAACUGUUCUCACUUCGUCAUCACUAUUAGGGAGGGAAGAGGAAUAAACAGAAAAAAAAUAAAUAUUUGCAGUGGCACCAUAGUGAAGCUAUAAAGACAGAUCUGUGAGCUCAAUAUUGUUAAUCGUCAAAUGGGUGUUUAUUUCUUGUAUUUGUGAUUAAGUUUCGACUUUUAGCCACGUUAAAAAAAGAUUCUAAACGCCAUAUGUAUUUUUCUUUUUUAGUUUUAUAUCAUCAAUGUUGUAUUUGUUGUACUACUUUUUUUUUCUUUUUGCUUCACAGUUGCUGUAUGCCUUGUUCUGCAAGUCAAAAUUUAUAGAUUCUAGAAAAGGAUGAUCAAACAAAUUUUAUAUUGUAUAGAUCGUUUGAUUUUGAAGCUUUAUAUAUGUAUUAUGAUAUUUUGUAAAGGGAAAAAGUGAAGAAGAAAAAAAAGUUUGAUUUAGUCUCCAGUGCGCCAGAUACAUGCAAGGUGUCACAACAGAUCUGGUACCUGAAAGUGUGUGUAGAUAUCAUAUCUGGAGGCUUUAGCUUAGUUUCAUUCAACUGAAAUCUUGUCUGCAUUAUGUUUUCACCCUUAUUUAUUUUCCUUUUGUAUUUAUGCCAACACCUUUGAUUAAUUUAAUACAUAUUUAUUUAACACAUGACUGAGUCUGUAUGCAUUAGAUGACGGGAGACCACCAUUGACGGCGUCAGAAGACAAUCACAAGGCUGCGACUCACUCGUCACAUUCUCAUGGUUUCAACCAAAUCUGUCCAGUUUACAAUUUCUAUGGCCCAAGUUAAGUGAGUGAGUCGGGAAAUUAUUUGGACUAAUGUAUAUGGCAUUUUCAAUUUUAUAAACAAAGUCUUAACAGUAAAUAAAGAA
Synchiropus splendidus (mandarinfish) is the source of this 4562-nucleotide messenger RNA. RefSeq names its product transmembrane protein 132C-like. Lineage: Eukaryota; Metazoa; Chordata; Actinopteri; Syngnathiformes; Callionymidae. The transcript has 10 exons. The record is from RefSeq and is a predicted model, not a curated record. Bases 379 to 3603 code for a protein of 1074 amino acids.